AAACAGUGCAACUCAUCUCAACAUGGCGCAGACGCCUUGCGGCGGCAAGCCUGGAUGGAGUGAGAAGAGAACGCACUCCGCGCUCGUUGUUGUACAAGAACAAAAUGGAUGAACUCGCAGUCGAGGUAUGCGGCGAAAACGGCGCCUAUUACAAGGGAUAUGUUACAGACAUAUUUGAAGAUUCCGUGUCAGUUGCAUUUGAAAAUGAUUGGCAAUCUGAGUCAAAGUUUCCCUUCUCACAAGUUCGAGAGCCUCCUAAAGAUAACAAGGGUGUUGUUGAAGAGAAGCAGGAGGUGGAAGUAUUUUCAAGUGCCACAGAACAGGAAGUUUCAGGAUGGUGGAAAGCAAUAGUAAAAAUGACCAAAGGAGAUUUUAAUGUUGUAGAAUAUUUGGGAUGGGACAACACAUAUACAGAAAUCGUACCUCUGGACCGGGUUCGACCAAAGAAUACAAAUCCUCCUAUUGAUCGUAACACAUUUUUCAAAUUUGAGAUACAAGUACCUGAAGAUCUGAGAGAUGCUGCUAAUCUGGAGGGAGCCCACAAAGAAUUUCAGAAGGCUCUUGAAGCAGCAAUAGUUAGGUUUGUUCCUGAGACGGGUAAUUUGGUGGUACUGUCUCGUACUGAAGCAUCACAAAAGCGCUCCGUUCUGCUCCAAGAAAUGCAUUUUCGCAAUUUAAGUCAGAAAGUCUUAUUAUUGAAAAGAACUGAAGAAGCUGCAAGACAACUGGAAUCAACUAAACUUAACACUGUUGGAGGCAAAUUUAGAGCAUCAAACUUAAUGUAUCAACGUGUCUCAAACUGUGAGGCAGGAAUGAGAGGCAAUUUAAGGUUUUCGGAUGAGUUCUCAGUACGGGAUGAUUUGAUGGGAUUAGCAAUAGGUGCCCAUGGUACAAACAUCCAGCAGGCAAGGAAGGUUGAAGGCAUCACCAAUAUAGAAUUGGAAGAAAAGUCCUGUACUUUUAAAAUAUAUGGCGAGAGUGAUGAUGCUGUUAAGAAGGCGAGAAGCAUGUUAGAAUAUGGUGAAGAAUCAAUCCAAGUUCCUCGAAUUCUUGUUGGUAAAGUAAUUGGGAAAAAUGGACGGAUAAUUCAAGAAAUUGUUGAUAAAAGUGGAGUUGUUCGGGUGAAAAUUGAAGGGGAUAAUGAACCAGAGCCUACUAUUCCUCGCGAAGAAGGUCAAGUUCCAUUUGUAUUUGUUGGUACCAUGGAGAGUAUAGCAAAUGCUAAAGUACUCUUGGAGUAUCAUUUAGGCCAUUUAAAGGAGGUAGAAGCACUUCGACAAGAAAAGUUGGAGAUAGACCAACAGCUGCGAAGCAUGCAUGGUGCCAACAUGGGUUCAAUGCAAAACUUUCCACUUCAAAGGCGUAAUGAUCGGGGCUACAAUUCUGAUUUUGAAGGAUUGGGCAGAGGAGGAGGAAGAGGCGGACUAAUGCGCAGUAGAGGUGGUGGUCCUGGUGGUAGUGGAAUUGGCAGAGGGAGAGGUGGAAACAAUGGUGGCCCUCAUGGCAGAUACAAUUCAGGUUCAAGACACCAAACUCCUGAUACAGUUGAUGAGAGAGUUCGAGGUGGAGGCUACUCACGUGGAUCUUACAGUGGACCAGGUUCUAGGGGCCCUCCUCCAAGUGGGAAUGGUCCCCAGAAUUAUCCCCAUUCUGGAUCAUCAAGACGGGACUUUAGAAGUGAAAGAGGUGAUGGUGAUAAUGAGAGGAGUGGAAGAUCUGAUAGAGUGUAUUUUCCAGGUGGCCGUGGGCCUGAGAGGGAAGACCGUCGGCAAAACCGUAGACGCGACGAGAGACGACGAGUUACGGACGACGACGACACCGUAAUGGAUAGCCAGGAAGCUUCUAGUGUGGACAGAGAGUCUGUCUCAAGUAUGGACGGAUCUGGCCGACCGCGACGCAGGCGAAGAAAGGGAGGGUAUCACCCUCAGGGUGUGGGCCGGGAUGGCUCCAGUGGGGGCCGGGGCCCCAAUGGUGGCCUAAGUGGUGGUCCUAGUGGGGGUCAAAAUGGGUCCCAAAAAGAUGACCCUGGUCAUUCUAGCGGGGAUGGAAACCAAUCUAUACCCGCCCAUAUUGAAUCAGGUGCACCCUUAUCCUCAUCUGUGAGCAACGAAGUGUCCAAUACUGCAACAACCAGUGAUGUCUCAAAACCGAAACCACCACGGGAUCAGAAGAGCCGCGGACCGCGACCGCCUGCUUCCAAGAAAGGGGGAGGCAAUGGAAGUGGGGCACCAGUAGCAUCUGACAUUAAACCUAAAGAAACAUUGGUUAAUGGCACUUCAUCGGCUUGAUGUGUUGGUGUUUGUUAGGUUUCUUUCUGGGCCAUUUCAGCGCACUCUCUGCGACACAGCCACUAGUCAACAAGCAAACCUGAGGCACAAAUGUUAAGUCCUUCCAACCCAUUUUCCUUCAAAUUUAUGGUCAACAACAUCUGCUUGAUGUUUUUAAAUUAAAUUUGAAAGGAAGGUAGGUUUUUGCCCUAUAUAGUAAUGGUUUUUAGAAUUGGAAGUUUUUAGAGAUGAUGAUAAUAGUUUUACUAUGGUGAGCACUGCCUUAGCUGUGUCCAGUGUCAGUGUUGUCCAUCUAGACAGACUGAAUUGCUUAAUGUGCUGCGUCUUAAAGCCUAUUUUUCUUCCUUAUUCAGUUGCCCGUGAACAUUGUAAUAUGAAUGGAAGAAAAAUUUUAAAAAGCAAGGCUUGUUCUCCUGAUAGAUGCAGAUUAGCCUAAAUGUUAACUGGCAAUGUUUUAAUUUCUGGUUCCUUUUUAGUUAUGGACUACACCCAAUGUAGCGAGUGGGGGUCACUCCCACAACGUCACCUAAGCAAAGAAAUUACUUGAUUUUUGGUGUGUUGCUUUGGUGCUGUGUUGAUUGAUUAUGAAUCAAGCCCUUGCUCUUGUCUCGGAUUGAGUGCGCUGGGACUGUUCUGUUCCUUAUUUAUUACCGCAUUCUGGGGGCCCUCCCAGUUUUCAUGCAUUUGUUUUCCUUGUAUUCACAUCACUGGUAGAAUUUUUGUCUACUCAGGUGCCAAUAACACAUACAACUUGAUUCUCAUAGCCAGUUGUAAGCAGCCCAUGUUUUUCCAAAAGUUAAAUUAUUAGUGUUUUGUUUGUCUAGUUUGAGUAGGUUUGAUACGUACUACAGUUUUAAAUUCAAAACCCACUGUGGUGAUAUGGUCAUAAGUGAUGCUUUGCUCAUGUGCAUUUAAGAUGUCUCUUGUCUCAAUCACAUCUUAGCCACUCACUUCAGGGUUGUAUAUUGUUUCAGUGUGUUUCAUUAGUAGUAUUAGCCAAUGUGCUCUAUUUAAGUCAUUAACAUUUUUUGUAAGAUAUGAUUCAUCUGAUGUGAGUUGCUACCUGUGAUUCUGACAUAGAUUCCGUUUAACUUAACUGUUGCUUGUGCGUUUCAUCAAUAUUUCAGUUUCAACUUUAGUUGGUUUCAUUUCAUCAUCCACCCAGUCAGGAACUGUUUCCUCCCUAGCUUAACAUGCUAAUUUUGGAGAUCUUCUAGACUUUUAGCAAGUAUCUUUCAAGUUUGUAAACAUGGUAUUAAUAUGAUCUAGUAGUAACAAACCUGAAUGUGUAAGGUAAAGGCAAAGGAAAUGGUACAUCUUAUAGUUGUACACAACCAGGCCUGUCAGACUGACUCUUGUUUAGAAUGCUGUAUUUUAUAUCUCUGCAUUCUGUGUUUACUACAAUCGGUGGAGGAGUGUUAAAGAGCUAAAUUGUGACGAAUUAUCAGCCCUUAAAUGAGACUUAAUGGAAUCUUAACUAGACUUUUCACCUUUCAUUUUGUUUUGAAAAAGCAAUAUUGUAGUUGAGUUGUGCUUGUUAAAAAGAUUUGUACUGAUUGCUAUGUUUGCAUAAUUUAAGAAAUAAAAAAAACAUUUCUGUAUAUAA
This is a messenger RNA of Frankliniella occidentalis (western flower thrips), 3894 nucleotides long. RefSeq names its product fragile X messenger ribonucleoprotein 1 homolog (gene Fmr1). The record is from RefSeq and is a predicted model, not a curated record. Gene Ontology annotation, cellular component: membrane; neuronal ribonucleoprotein granule; neuronal cell body. Gene Ontology annotation, biological process: central nervous system development; regulation of dendritic spine development; positive regulation of translation. Gene Ontology annotation, molecular function: translation regulator activity; mRNA 3'-UTR binding; protein homodimerization activity. Lineage: Eukaryota; Metazoa; Arthropoda; Insecta; Thysanoptera; Thripidae. Bases 105 to 2288 code for a protein of 727 amino acids. The transcript has 13 exons.